GUUCUAGUAUUUCUUUUAUUAUUAUCUUAAUAUUACUUAUUUUCUCAGUCAAAGUAAUUUUUUAGUAGCAUUUCUUGAUUGCCAAGUUUCAAAUCAUUUUCAUUGUUCAACAACUUUUCUUGAUUUCCAAGCAUCAAUCUACUAUGAAAAAGCAAUUCCGUUUAUCAUCCGAUUCAAAAAGUCGGCCUUAACAGUUCCUAGUUACUGUCUAAAUUGGUUUCUCGAUUAUAGCCGUACUUCUUGGUCCUUGUUUGGAUAUGUGAGAUACUUUGAUCGUAGAUUGUUCGUAUCAUUGUUUGACUUUUUGUUUUUUGAGGAAUACCUUCAUAUAAUUCAGGUUUUCUGUCACAUUUGAAGACCAAUCAAGAUGGUCAAGUUCACAGUAGAGAAGCUUCGCAAUAUUAUGGACUAUAAGCAUAAUAUCAGAAAUAUGUCAGUUAUUGCACAUGUUGAUCACGGAAAAUCAACUCUUACCGACUCUCUUGUGGCUGCUGCUGGUAUUAUUGCACAAGAAGUUGCUGGAGAUGUCCGGAUGACUGAUACACGUCAAGAUGAGGUUGAACGCGGUAUCACAAUUAAAUCAACCGGAAUCUCUCUCUACUACGAAAUGAGCGACGAGUCCUUGAAGAACUUCAAGGGAGAUAGACAGGGAAAUGAGUAUCUUAUCAAUCUAAUUGACUCACCUGGGCAUGUGGACUUCUCAUCAGAGGUCACAGCUGCUCUUCGCAUCACUGAUGGUGCACUGGUGGUGGUGGAUUGUGUGGAGGGUGUUUGUGUGCAAACUGAAACUGUGCUCAGGCAGGCACUUGGUGAAAGGAUUAGACCUGUGUUGACUGUUAACAAAAUGGACAGAUGCUUCCUUGAACUGCAGGUGGAUGGAGAGGAAGCCUACCAAACUUUCCAGAGGGUUAUUGAGAAUGCCAAUGUGAUUAUGGCCACUUAUGAAGAUCCCCUUCUUGGUGAUGUCCAGGUCUAUCCUGAGAAUGGAACAGUGGCUUUCUCUGCUGGUCUGCAUGGUUGGGCUUUUACUUUAACCAACUUCGCCAAAAUGUAUGCCUCUAAGUUUGGAGUUGAUGAGUCUAAGAUGAUGGAACGCCUUUGGGGUGAGAACUUCUUUGACACGGCUACUAGGAAAUGGACCAGCAAGAAUACUGGUUCUCCUACUUGCAAGCGUGGUUUUGUUCAGUUCUGCUAUGAACCCAUCAGGCAGAUUAUCAAUCUUUGUAUGAAUGACCAGAAGGAUAAGCUUUGGCCAAUUCUGCAGAAGCUUGGUUUCACAUUGAAAUCCGAGGAGAAGGAUUUGAUGGGAAAGGCUUUGAUGAAGAAAGUCAUGCAGACUUGGUUGCCUGCAAGCACUGCCCUCUUGGAAAUGAUGAUUUUUCAUCUUCCCUCUCCUGUAAAGGCUCAAAAGUACCGCGUCGAAAACUUGUACGAAGGUCCUCUUGAUGAUAUCUACGCUAAUGCUAUAAGAAACUGUGAUCCUGAAGGACCUCUUAUGCUUUAUGUUUCAAAGAUGAUUCCUGCAUCUGAUAAAGGUAGGUUCUUUGCCUUUGGUCGUGUUUUCUCUGGCAAAGUCUCAACUGGAUUAAAGGUUAGGAUUAUGGGACCAAACUAUGUACCAGGGGACAAGAAAGAUUUGUAUGUUAAGAGCAUCCAGAGAACUCUUAUUUGGAUGGGAAAGAGACAGGAAACUGUAGAGGAUGUUCCUUGUGGUAACACCGUAGCUAUGGUUGGUUUGGAUCAGUUCAUCACCAAGAAUGCUACUCUGACAAAUGAGAAACAUGUCGAUGCUCAUCCAAUCCGAGCAAUGAAGUUCUCUGUUUCUCCUGUUGUGCGUGUGGCUGUGCAGUGCAGGGUUGCAUCCGACCUUCCUAAACUGGUUGAAGGUCUGAAACGUUUGGCCAAGUCAGAUCCUAUGGUGGUAUGUACUAUUGAGGAAUCUGGAGAAUACAUUGUUGCUGGUGCUGGAGAACUCCACCUCGAGAUCUGUUUGAAUGAUUUGCAGGAAGAUUUCAUGGGUGGAGCUGAGAUUUUAAGAUCUGAUCCUGUUGUAUCUUUCCGCGAGACUGUCCUUGACAAGUCUAGUCGUACCGUGAUGAGCAAGUCACCUAACAGGCACAAUCGUUUAUACAUGGAAGCCAGGCCAAUGGAGGAGGGCCUUGCUGAGGCUAUUGAUGAGGGAAAGAUUGGUUCAAGGGAUGAUCCUAAAGUCCGUGCUAAAAUACUGUCCGAGGAGUUUGGAUGGGAUAAGGACGUUGCUAAGAAAAUUUGGUGUUUUGGCCCUGAGACCACUGGUCCUAAUAUGGUUAUUGAUAUGUGUAAGGGAGUACACUACCUCAAUGAGAUCAAAGACUCUGUGGUUGCUGGAUUCCAAUGGGCAUCUAAGGAAGGUGCAUUGUGUGAAGAAAACAUGAGGGGAAUCUGCUUUGAAAUUUGUGAUGUGGUUCUUCAUGCCGAUGCCAUCCAUAGAGGUGGUGGUCAGGUCAUUCCAACUGCUAGAAGGGUCAUUUAUGCUGCUCAGCUUACAGCCAAGCCCAGGCUUAUGGAGCCUGUAUACCUGGUGGAAAUUCAAGCUCCAGAGCAGGCUCUUGGUGGUGUCUACAGCGUGCUUAACCAGAGACGUGGACAUGUGUUUGAGGAAAUGCAGAGGCCAGGUACCCCACUAUAUAACAUCAAGGCAUAUCUACCGGUGAUCGAGUCUUUUGGGUUCUCAGGCACUUUGAGGGUUGCAACCUCGGGCCAGGCUUUCCCUCAGUCUGUAUUUGAUCACUGGGAUAUGAUGUCAUCUGAUCCAUUGGAGGGUGGUUCUCAGGCUGCACAGUUGGUUGUGGAAAUUCGCAGGCGAAAGGGCUUGAGGGAGCAGAUGAUUCCGCUCAAUGAAUAUGAGGACAUGUUAUAAGUUUGUGUUAAAUAAAAAUAAAUAAAUAAAAAAGGAGGGUUUAUAAGCUUGUAUGUUUGAGAUAUCAUUGUUUUGUUGAGAAACAAUGAUUUUGUUUGGCCUAGCUUAGCCUGCCCAACUUUAGUUUUGUUUAGUAGUGUUUUUGAGAGGCCAUCUAUAAUGUUUGUUUACUGGCUUAAAACUUUUUAUGUCUAGGUUCGGAUGCCUCUACUUUAGAUACAGUGCUUUUUUAUGUCUGUUAGUAGUACAUAUGUCAUUGUUAUUAAUAAUAAUCUUAUUUUACUUUUUCCGCA
Molecule: messenger RNA, 3192 nt
Organism: Ziziphus jujuba (common jujube)
Lineage: Eukaryota; Viridiplantae; Streptophyta; Magnoliopsida; Rosales; Rhamnaceae
Product: elongation factor 2
Exons: 4
Coding region: 368-2899 (843 amino acids)
Biological process (GO): translational elongation
Cellular component (GO): ribonucleoprotein complex; cytosol
Molecular function (GO): GTPase activity; ribosome binding; translation elongation factor activity
Source: RefSeq, a predicted model, not a curated record